AUGUCAAGUGAAGUGACAAGAGCUGACAAAGAAUAUUCUAAAAAGACUCAUACACAUACCAUUGCAAAUAUUACAAACUUACAAGAAACCUUAAACAGGAAAAGUGACGUUGGACAUACACAUAACUUCUUCUCAACUGUUGGUAUAGAAAGUAUUUUAGGAACGAUUGAAGAAACUGGUGGGGGUGGAUUAUAUUUUAAACCUCCUAACUUUCCAGAAGGUUUAACAUCGGAUAAAGACAUUAGAUGUAGAAAUGUCUAUGUCAUGGAGGAUGAAAAAAAAGUUAAAUUCACUGCUCAAGAUUUAUAUGAUAAAAAAGCUGACAAAACAGAGCUUCAAACGUUAAAGACAGAAAUACUUCAAACAGUAUAUCCUAUAGGUUCUAUUUACACGUCAAUGAACUCUACCAGACCAGAAGUAGUACUUGGUCUCGGAACUUGGACUCAAAUAGUCGACAG
This is a messenger RNA of Trichomonas vaginalis G3, 458 nucleotides long. RefSeq names its product phage tail repeat-like family. The annotation marks the transcript as partial. Lineage: Eukaryota; Parabasalia; Trichomonadida; Trichomonadidae. The transcript has a single exon. The record is from RefSeq and is a predicted model, not a curated record.